AUGGCGGAUAGACGCGCUGUAAUUUUAGUAGUUUUCCUUAUAUUUUUUUCAUUUUGUCAUUGCAAAGUGUUCACGCGAUGCCAGUUGACACGGGAGCUGUUAAAAAAUAGUUUCCCAAAGACUUUCCUUAGCAACUGGGUGUGCUUAGUAGAGCAAGAAAGCGACAGGAACACAUCAACACAUAUUGUCAAGACGCCACGAAAACAGUAUUAUGGAUUAUUUCAAAUAGGAAGUGAAUGGUGUAAAGAAGGUCGUAAAGGCGGUAAAUGUAACGUUUCGUGUGAAGCUCUCCUGGAUGAAGAUAUAAAAGAUGAUUGCGCGUGCGCUUCACAAAUAUUUGAAACAGAAGGAUUCAAAUAUUGGUCUAAGUGGGAAGCUCGGUGUAAGGGACAGUCACCAGACAGGCUACCUGACGUACAGAAGUGUCCAGAUUGGCAGUACCCCACGAGAGCGUCACCCGAUAGGUUUAGGCGGACUACAAGGCAAAGACGAUCCAGUUUGAGAUUUUUCAUUGAACCAUAUCAUGUUUUUCUAAGAAAAAGACACAAUGAAGUCAAACCC
Molecule: messenger RNA, 561 nt
Organism: Brenthis ino (lesser marbled fritillary)
Lineage: Eukaryota; Metazoa; Arthropoda; Insecta; Lepidoptera; Nymphalidae
Source: the annotation of a GenBank genome assembly